This is a messenger RNA of Myripristis murdjan (pinecone soldierfish), 2688 nucleotides long. Its product is annotated as eukaryotic translation initiation factor 5A-1. Lineage: Eukaryota; Metazoa; Chordata; Actinopteri; Holocentriformes; Holocentridae. Bases 439 to 906 code for a protein of 155 amino acids. Gene Ontology annotation, biological process: positive regulation of translational elongation; positive regulation of translational termination. The record is from RefSeq and is a predicted model, not a curated record. The transcript is spliced from 5 exons. Gene Ontology annotation, molecular function: RNA binding; translation elongation factor activity; ribosome binding.
CGAGCGGCUGGAUGAGGGAGAGAGAGAGAGGUGGAGUGUAGGCAACAGUACAUACAGUGUGGGGUUUAGGGAUCUGAUUCUUUUCGGGCUGACAGCUGACCUAAAAGCUUGAGCCUCAGUACGAGACCUACUGCAAUCGGACAAAACAGGGGAGAGAGAGGAGAGAGAGAGUGUGUGAGAGAGAGAGAGAAAGAGGGGAAACGACUGGAAUGAAAGAGGAAUAAAAAAGGAGAGAGCGCUCGCGGAUAAAGGAGGAAAGGAAAAAAAAGCCACGACAUCACCAGCCAGAGAGGAGGCACCGCGGAGGAGAGCAGACGACCAGGAGCACGGACACAGCCAGGGAGGGAGGAAAAAAGGAGGAGGAAUUAAAGGGAGAACGGCUGAUAAAAAGCGCUCGAAGUAGCACAAAAGAGGAAACGCAUUAUCACCAGGGCAGGCAUGGCAGAUGCAGAGCUGGACUUCCAGACAGGCGAUGCUGGGGCAUCCUCCACCUUCCCCAUGCAGUGCUCGGCCCUGCGCAAAAAUGGCUUUGUCCUGCUGAAAGGCCGACCCUGCAAGAUUGUCGAGAUGUCCACCUCCAAGACUGGCAAGCAUGGCCACGCUAAGGUCCACUUGGUUGGUAUCGACAUCUUCUCUGGUAAGAAGUAUGAAGAUAUCUGUCCCUCCACCCACAACAUGGACGUCCCCAACAUCAGGAGAAAUGAUUACCAGCUGAUUGGCAUCCAAGAUGGCUACCUGUCCCUGCUCCAGGACAGCGGGGAGGUGAGAGAGGACCUGAGGGUGCCUGAGGGAGAUCUGGGCAAAGAGAUCACGAGCAAGUAUGAAGCUGGGGAGGAGAUUCUGAUUACUGUUCUACAUGCAAUGGAGGAGGAGGCUGCAAUUGCCAUCAAAGCCAUGGCUAAAUAAGGCACUGCAGGUAAAUACAGCUGUACCGACACCCAGCUGUCCUCUCACCACAACUACCGCCUGACUCAAGCCUGCCUGAAGAGGAGUGUGUGUGUAUGAGCGUAUGUGCGUGUGUGCGUGUGUGUGUGUGUAUGUGUAUGUGUAUGUGUGUGUGUGUGUUACACCACAAGACAAAAAGCAUGUGCCAUGCCCAGUGCAGCGUGUGUGAUGUCAUGUACAUGUACAGUGUAUUGUUCAUCAGUGGACCAAGGGGAAGGCAACUCCAGUCAACAAGAGUGUUACCAAUAUUUAGUUUUUGGAUUUACUGUUACAAAAAUAUUGCCCUUAUUAAAUGUUCUGCACAUUUCAACAGUGCAUAUUCACUAUAGAAGAAGUCGUAAUGAUUUUCCACGUUGUUGCAUACAAGUCUUUAAGCUUUUUUUUUUGCCAUGUGUGUAUUUGUUUGAACUGGACAUAUUUGUUGUCACCCGAGAUGUUAAGUUUUAUGUUUGUAAAAAUAAAAGAAAACUUGAGAGGAAAUUGGUAAUGUAUUGAAAAUGUCACAUUUGUAUCGAUGGUCUCUGAGCAGUAUGCCACCAUGGAUUUGCCUACCCCUUCUGCACUUUUUGUUUAAUGUUAACAUUAUGAGCAUGUGUACCGUAUUUACUUAGAGGCCUCAAAUAUAAAUGAAAGCUUAUGAUUCCUAUUGUAUUGCUGAGCAAUGUUGUAUUUUUCUGUGCAGAGAAGUUGUGGGUAGCACUUCAUUUUACAGCCUGAUCCAUAUAGCAACAAUAUACAGUACCUGCCUGGCAACACAGUUGCUGAUUUUUUUAGUUGAUAAACUCAGAGAAAGUGAUUUCUGCAUUAUGGUAGUUGAUCAAACCAUUGGAUCAGACAUUAUUGUGCACUUUAUUACUUGCAAACUGCAGGCUGUAGAAUCAAGUGCUCACAAAAUGUGUUCAAGUUGUUGUGCCGUGUUUAUUCUGGAGAGGUUGAUUAGUUAGUUUUAAUACUAAUGAAUCUGUGUAGUAAUGACACAUUAAAACAUAUUACCCACGCGUCUUUUCUUUCCUGAAAAUGCCUUUCCUCUUCUCUCUCUGGUUUCUGACUCCUCUUUCCUCUGUCUCCUCUCUCCAUCCCCUUGUAAUUGUGUUUCAGGGGCAAACAAGAUGCACUGGACCUGGGGAAAAGGAAGGGGAUAUUGCCUCGCCAAUGCUAUUCUCCCUCUUUUUCUUUUCUUUUGUCUUUGUUUUUCAUACUCUCUCUCUCACUCUAUACUUUCUGACCAUCCUUUGGGUUCAGUUAGAGAAGAAAUUUAAUAAAUAAUUGGAAAUGGCAAACUGUAAAAACAUUCUCUAUGUACAUGCACACAUAAUACCACAUCUGAUUCAAGAGGCUGAAUAAAAGGAGAGAAGGGUAGAAUAGAGAAAGGUCUUCUCUCACAAACGGUUGCCAGUGAUUGAGUAGGUCAGCACACACUCAGUAGCUACCUGCUGUCAGGGGAGAGGUGGUGAUGAUGUCACAACUGUGUUUUUUUAAAUAAACGUGUUCCCCUGAUUUAUCAAGGGCUUCAACUCUAGAUUGACAUUGUUUAUUCUGUUCUGGCUUGUUCAGUGGGUGUGCCAUGUUCAAAAUGUUGGCAUAGAAGUGUACCACACAGGGUUGGCAAGAGUGUUUGCCAAUAAUGUGUGGCACUUUUCUAAUUGUGAUUCUCUGGACAAGCCCCUCCUUCUGUUGUUUAAUAUUUCAUGGAACAUAUAUCACCUGAAACCUGUCUAUUAAACAAAAGUUAUCAAGAUGGCA